This is a messenger RNA of Racocetra fulgida, 317 nucleotides long. The record is from the annotation of a GenBank genome assembly. NCBI's taxonomy places the organism in Eukaryota, Fungi, Glomeromycota, Glomeromycetes, Diversisporales, Gigasporaceae.
GAAAUGAGGAAAGAUUUAUAAAAGAAAAACGCCGGUAUCAUGAAGAUGAAUCAAUUGAAAGCUCGAAUUCCGGUACCACAUUAAAACGUAGUGAUACAGAAAAUUUAAUCGAAUUUCUAAAAAAUGAUAACGAAUUUAGAGAGUUAAAAAUCAGUGAUGAUGGUUUUUCUCAUCUUCAUGAUGAAGAGAUCACGGGUCAGUCGUUCAUAAAAUUAAAAAAAAAAGGACCUUCAACAUUGCGGAUUAAAGAUUGGGCCCUCGAUAGAGUUAUUUUUGAUUUUUGUGGUCGUUAUAGCAUCGCAGUCGCAAUUACCUGA